UGAAAAAUGAAAUUUGAUUAUGUAUAUACUAUAUAGUUGGUAACAGUGUAUAUCAGUUAAAUACAGCGCACUCCAAAUUACCACUGUUUGAAUGAGUGAUUUGUGUUUGAUUACAUUCGACAAAACAUGAGAACUUUUUUAUGUCUAUUUGUAGUUUACAGACAAAGAAUUCUGUUAUAAUUUAUAACUGAAUAAUUCAUAGUAUCGAAGUUGAAAUAUGUUAAUUUACGAUGUUUUACAUAAAGAAGCUGUAUACAACUCAAUCGUCAACGACCUUCGAAACUAUGGGGUUAAAUAUCGAUUUAAAAAGAAUAUGUUUAAAACUGAAAGACUUGAAGGAACUAAACAAAUUUCGAAAAAAGUUUUCAAAACUUCUUUAUCUUAUCAACCAUUGGAUGUGGUAAAUUUAUCUUCAGGUGGCAUUGUGCAUGUACCAGUUUUCCUUAGUCAAGCAACUGCAUUCUUAGAAAAAUUUAUUACUCAAGAAGGAUUAUUUAGAAAAGCAGGUUCACAAUUGCGACAAAAGGAAUUAAUGAUCUGUUUAGAUAAUGGUGGUAUACUAGGAGAAAAACAUCAUGCGAUCGAUGUAGCUAAUUGUUUAAAAACUUUCUUUAGAGAUUUACCAGAACCAUUAAUCCCGUACAUGUAUCAUGAUUUAUUUAUACACUGUGCAAUGCUCAAAGCAUUUCGUAUACAAGCAUUGUUAUUAGCUUGCAUUCUUUUACCACCGCAUCAUCUUAAUACAUUGGCAUUUUUCAUGGAAUUUUUGAAAAAAGUAUCUCUAUACGAAAAGCAAAAUAAAAUGAACAUUGAUAACUUGGCUAAAGUUAUUGGACCAAAUAUUAUGCCUUUGCAAGAAGUAACUAUGUCUGCUGUGCGAACACGUUUGGAAUUACACUUAGUUAUUGUUAAAAUUUUAAUUGAAAAUGCAGACAAUAUUGGUGUUUUACCAGAUCAUAUAAUGCAAGCAUUUUCUAUGGAAACAAUUGGGAGUAUGGAUAAUGAAUUAAAUGUGUCUGAUAGUCAUACACAUUCAAAGACAAGAAAAAAGAAACACCGCAGUGGAAGUCUUACACGUAAGCCACAUCUAAGUGCCUCCAAUCUCAAUCUAAGAGUAUUUAAUGGUUUAAAAAAGAUGGUUGGCAAAAAUAGCAUGCCUGAAGAUGAUAAUACAUCUGAUAAUCAAAGGGUUCCUGAAAACUGUGAUUUGUUGCACACAUCAAAUACUAAAGGUAGUAAAAAAAGGAAAGUUGACAAUUCAGAUCCAGCAGCCCCAAAAAAAAAAAGAAAUGCAGAAAAAACAGAUAAAUCUAAAAAAAUGAGACUCAGUCUUGAUCGUUUUGUACCAAGAAAGCCAAAAAUUAGUGAUGAAGAUUCUGAAUCAUAUUCGGAACGACGAUGGAGUUCUGUCAAUGAUAAAUGUGAUUCACAAAGAACACAUAGAACAUACAGUGAUGAUUCGUCACAAUUAAAAUUAAUUUUGAAAAAUAAUGAAACAUCGAAUGAUCUUCAUAAAGAGUAUAACAAUGUUUUUAUUGAUGCAAACAUUAAUUUAUCAGAUAAUGACGAGCAGGCCUUGUUAACGAAAGAAAAUGAUAUCGGUAAAUCUCAUUCACAAUUAAACUUACAUUCAGAAGAAUAUAAGUCUUUAAAUAACUUUGAUCAAGUAUAUUUAUAUCCACUUAAGAAAAGAGUUACUGUAAAUAAUCUAGAAACAUAUUCACAUGUUAAAAUCACAUCUGUGGAUAAUGAGUCUGAAGAAUAUGUUACAAUACCUAAAAGCGAAUAUGAAGAAAUUAAGAACAGAGUUUCAGCGAUUGAAUCUCGUCUUUCUCAAGAGUUUGGAUGCAUAAAUGAUGACGAAAAGGAUGGUUUGUCACCGCAUUCUGUGAAGAAAGUACAAACUGCAUAUGAGAAAACUUUAGAAGAGGCUAGUAUUGAAAGUACAGUAACGACAGAUUAUUUAGCCAAGAAACUUGGUAAAGAACUGAAAAUUAGAAGAUCUGGUGAACAUAAAAUUAUUAGAUCUCCAAGUGCUCGAAAAAUAGGAAAUUUGAGAAGAAGAUCACAGGAAAGAAUGAUGAGUAAACGUGUUAGACGCACUUCUUCAUGGCAUAUUUCCCAUGGAUCGGAUUUACAGUCUAAUCAAGAAUUGAACAACACUUAUCUCCAUGAUGAAAAAUAUUUUUCAACGAAUUGUAUGAAGGAUGAUAAUUGUUUAAAACCCAUAUCUACUUCUUUUUGGGAAGAAGAUAAACAUGUAGUAUUAAAUAAUAUGCGUAAAAAGUUUAGUGAUUCAAAUAUACAUGUCACAACGCACGACCUAAAUUAUGUUGAAACUGAUGUACUUCCAAAAAAAAGUCGAACACAUGCGACGGUACGUCGUGUGUCAUCUUUCCAUGGUAAUGAAUUUACAAAUACAAAUAAAUAUUCAGCUGAAAAAGUUGAAAAAUUGAAGAAGACGAACAGUCAGCAAAAUAUCGUUUUGAAUAAUACGGCUUCAACUAAAUUGACUCCUAAAUUUGAUUGUUGGAAAGACGUUACGAUGCCCUGGAAAGAUGCUAAGGGAUAUUUUACAUCGACCAGUCAAACAAAUACUCCAGUUACUCAAACUGGUCGUGCAUCGAUUGCAAAAUUAAGAACCCAGAAUGCUGGAAUGGUUUUAGCUAAGGCUAAAUUGUUUGAUGAAUGUACAACAAAAGUAUAUGCACAAAACACUAUUUUAAACAAAAAAAAUGAUUUACUAAGUAAAACAAACGAUCAAUGUCGAAGCAAAGUAAAACAGAAUUGUGAAAGAGUCGAGUUAAGUCGAAAGUCAAAUAAAAGUAUGAAAAAUAAAAAUCCGAAACAUUCAUCUUCCGAGAUUGUAGGAGAAAUAGACAAUGCAACGUCAAAUUUGAAUCAAGAAGGCGAUAAAUCGUGUUACUACAUUUCUCAAAAUCCUAAUCCAAGAAUUGCCACUACACCACGGAUAACUAAUACGACAAAUUAUCAAAAAGAAAAUAUGAACGUAAAGACGCCUCCUUCGGCAAAGAAUGGGUCUCCAAAUUCAAUAUUACAGGAAUCAAAGCUAAGUAUGUACAAAGCUGAUAGCAAUGCGCUAUGUAAAACUCCACAUAUUAAGAAACCAUUAACUGUAAAAACACCUAAAAGUGCCAAAGCACUAAUGAGAAAACCUAUGUCAGAUUCUCGUAGAAUACCUUUAAAAGCUGUUGGUCAAGUAGGAACACCGAAAUAUCAAAGUCCUAAAAGUAUUUUGAAAACAAAAAUUGCCAACAGAUAUGCUUAACAUUUUUUACAAAAUAUAAUACAUAACUUUUAUUCUG
Messenger RNA from Megachile rotundata (alfalfa leafcutting bee), 3326 nucleotides. RefSeq lists its product as uncharacterized. Gene Ontology annotation, molecular function: GTPase activator activity. The record is from RefSeq and is a predicted model, not a curated record. Gene Ontology annotation, biological process: signal transduction. NCBI's taxonomy places the organism in Eukaryota, Metazoa, Arthropoda, Insecta, Hymenoptera, Megachilidae.